UUCAAUCAUGGCUGAAGAUUCCUAUAAAAGUCAUGUCGCCUACUCAAUGCAUUCGUUGGUACAAGUGGCAAUGGACUACAUUCCUCUAGAGAUUCGUCGGAAACACAAUUUAACACAGCUCAAAUCAAUGAUUGAUCCACAAAACCUAGACGAUAAUACUGCUCUGGAAGCUAUUAUGAAUUCCGAUCGUCGACUGAGAUGGUACAAGACAGUUGAACAGUUUCGAAAAUCGCUGAUAUAUUAUUCGAUCUUCACUUCCUGCCACAAAAAGUGUGCUAUUCCGUUUUUCGAUAUAUUUACCACAACUCCUCCAUUGAUGAAGAGUCUGAAAGGUGAAGCUUUUCUAUACAAACAUGACAUUUUCUCGUACUUGCGAAGCUAUCUUUCCGCCAUGUGGCCGCGGGAUGAUCAUUUCUUAUUCAAAUUGCUUUAAUCUAUAUCAGAAUUCGAGAAGACAAAUUAAGAAAUUGCUAUGAAUUUGUAAAGUACUAUGAUCCGAUUUUGAAAAAAAUGAAGAAAGAUAUCCAGCUUGCAAUAAAUGUAGCCGCUAAAUGCGUGCAUCGUGAAAAGUUCAAAGUGCUGAACGAAUCGACACCUGUGCUCAACUUGAACGUUCUAAUAAGUAUGUGGAAAAUAGAAUUAUCUGAUUGGACGGACGAUGAAUUCAAACACAUUGUUGAUUUUUUCACGAACCAAAAUAUUUUGCAACCCCUGGAAACUAGACGAGUCAGAUACUUGGAGAUGCUUUUGUUCAAUAGAAGUUUCAUGAUUUUUUUCCCAAACAUUAUCGACAAUCACCCGGAGCUUUUCAUGCCUUGUAAGGCCAGACCGAAUCCCCCUGACGUGCCAAUUGCUGUAAGAGUUUUUACAUUCGAAGAUCGUAAAAUGGUGAUGAGAAGUGAAUUAUUCAAAGCAAUCAAUAUGAAAUAUCCAAAUCGAAAGCCAAUUGAGUAUAAUGAUGUAAAUGGUUUCUUGUAUGCAAUGGAACUUAAAGAUGUUUUCAAGAAUUUUGGCGAUUUAUGGCACGAUAUUGAUUUCCUGAACACUCCAAUAAACCGAACAAAUCAAAAAGCAGUUCCAAUUAUUACUUCUACUGGUGAUUUCUGCAUUCCUGGAUUCCGAGCAUUUUCAGAAAUAUUCUAUCUAAUGUCUUUAAUUAUGAGAGUUUUUCAAAAAGUUAAAAUAAACUCAAUGCAUGUAUUGGAUGACUACAUCAAGAUUCUCGUAUCACAGUUGGAACCGUUCUUGAAAAGCCAGUGUUUUAUCACAACCGAUGCAUUUCAAAAAAUUGAACAGGAAAUGUGCAACUAUUGGAAGAAAUUCGAAAAUAUUCCAGUAAAAGAUAUCAGAGAUGUCAAGCGAUUCACACUCAACGAUUUGAAGAAAGAACUGAAAUAUUUGGGAAUAACAGAAGCAUUUCCAGAUGUUUUGGUUUACGCGGAUUUAGCAUUCCCCAAACUUUUGGAAAGCGUCUCUCAAAAUAAACUUGAAACUAUUGAUAUGUUUGAAGCUGUGGCAGAAUGUACAUAUUGCUGCCUCUUGGACAAAUAUCUCGAAUUGGUACAAGUUUGGUUUCCUCAAUUUGGAUCACACAAAAUGUUUUGUUCGAUUUUACCUCCAGACCCAGUUGAUAUUUUCCUAGGAGUAUCAUCAAGCCACAAAGACUUGCGACGCUAUAUCAAAGGAGAAGACAAGGAAAAUAUGAAAGUUAAAGAUACUUCAAAUCCGCAAGUGAUGAAAAAUCAAAGAGAAAACCCAAAAAGCAUCUCGAAGCCGGAAGGAAACAAUUCCGACACUCCAACAGAAUCAGGAAAUAGUUCAUCUUCAAAAGUGGAAAGCAGUAUGGCAAACUGUACGGACUGUAGUGGUGUCAGAAAGGAAAUGAAAACAGUGCAGAAUGUACUCAAAGAUGUUCAGACCCAAUUAACAACUAUGAAGCACAAGUCUGAAAAGUUUGAAAAGAACAUGACUGGAUCUGUUGAAAGAUCGAAGAAAGCUGAACAAAGGUUGCAGGAGGAAAAGUUGGACCACGUGAAGAUUCAGGUUGAGGCAAAGAAGAAGCUCGAGUUGAAAUUGGAAGAAGUUGAAACGUGGAAAAAACAAGUGUCUGCGUUGUGGAACUGUAAAUCUGACCAUGAGGCAUUAAACACUAAGCUUUCAAAGUGCGUUGAAAAGGGGAAAAAGCUGAAGGAGAUUAAUGAGAAAGUGUCGAAUUCACGUGACCAAUUGUCUACAAAAGUAUUUGAGCUUAAACUUCAACUGAAUCGCGAACUUGAGACUGCGGAAACACUCAAAAAUGAGAGAAAGGAUUCCGCCAAAUUGAGAAACGAAGUCAACCAAUUGAAGGAUCAACUUGAAAGAGAACGGGAGAUAGCCUAUGGACUGCAGGAAGAAGCUUCUAAACUGAGAGUUGGAACAGGCAAGGAUGUGAAGAGACAGAUCUUAGAGUCGGAAAAUGCCCAACUUCGUCAAGAAAAACAGAGACGUGAAAUGGAGAAGUCAAGUCUCCUUGAAACAAAGAUGAUACUAUCUCGUCAAAAUGAAGAACAACAUAAAUUAAUUCAAAGUCUUAUGGAUCAAAAUCAUACAGAAGAAGGGCCAUCGAAUCAUGAAGAUGAGAAUGGAAGUUAUAGAAAAGUACUUUGGAAACAUCAGAAGAUCAAGGAUUUGUAUAGAAAAGGAGAACAGCAGAGAGAAGCUGAAGAGAUGGUCAAUAAAUUGAUUUCGUUGAAUCAGCAUCCAGAAGUACAACAUAUAUCAUUUCUGGAGCUCGAAAGUUUUAAGAAGCAGAUCAGUGACUAUCUACACACUGUCGAGAAGAACAUUCAAAAGAUCAAAAGGAAUGAUGACUUUACGAAUCUUGAACCACUUCCAGAACCACCGAAGAUGUCAGACAAGUUUAUGAGAUUGUACUGGAAUGAAAUGAAUAAGCAGCCUUCCACUUCUGAUUUACCUUCAGCUGAACUGGAUGAUACUGACCAGUUAUAGUAGAUAAAAAUUCCAUCUAAAUUGUGUAGACGAAUCACUCAAAGCCCGGCAUGCUUAGAACUUCUCCUGUGCUCCCAGGAUCUAUUAAUCAACGCAGCUCUUUUAUUUUAUAUUUGUUUAGCAUGUAUUGCUUAAUUUAUUUCGUGGAAUUAACGUUAUUUGAACAAUGCUCAUUUGUUUCGCUAUGGGUGUCAUUCCCAUUUGAAUAACUAUCUAGAUUUGUUUUAUUUCUUGAACUUUUCAAAUUUCCUUUUUUUUUUGGCUACUCUACUUCCUCACCGGGGAAGAA
Messenger RNA from Caenorhabditis elegans, 3277 nucleotides. The record is from the annotation of a RefSeq genome assembly. NCBI's taxonomy places the organism in Eukaryota, Metazoa, Nematoda, Chromadorea, Rhabditida, Rhabditidae.